Messenger RNA from Strongylus vulgaris, 1104 nucleotides. NCBI's taxonomy places the organism in Eukaryota, Metazoa, Nematoda, Chromadorea, Rhabditida, Strongylidae. The record is from the annotation of a GenBank genome assembly.
AUGGUUUCGUUUGUUUUGGUGGAAGCCGAGACACAAGAAGUGCUUAUGAAUCUCAUACAGCACCUAGCUGCGAACUCGCUGAAAUUUACUGUUGCGUCCGAUCUUCGACGUCUUUUUGCUCGUACCUACUUGGACGUGGAAGGUACUGGUGCUGCAGAUGUCUCUUCAUCUAGUGAGAAUGUACCACCAACAAGACCUGAAGUGGCAGCAGUUAGCGCAGUAAACACUUCACAACAAUUCCAUAACGCGGUGUCAAAUUUGUUCGGAUUAGUCCCGAAACCAGAACCAUCUGAAUCCACAUUUGCGCAAUGGGCUAAUGUCUCGGGAAACGCUGCACCUGUUGAGUCAAUGCAUUCCGAUCUGUUGUGUGCCGCGUCUCCAUAUUUGGAUAACUAUCAAACAGCCUCAACUCUAGAAUCGCGUGCUCAUCAAAUGUUCGCUUCUGAAGGAACAUCCCGGGGAAUUAAACGUCCAUGGACUCACCAAAAUGCGUCAAUGCAUUCCGAUCUGCUAUGUGCAGCAUCUCCCUAUCUGGAUAACUAUCAAACAGCCUCAACCCUAGAAUCGCGUGCUCAUCAAAUGUUUGCUUCUGAAGGAACAUCCCGGGGAAUUAAACGUCCAUGGACUCACCAAAAUGCGCCUGCCCAGGGCCCAAUAGUCCUUCCAAAACAGGAGGAAGUUAUCGAGAAAAAGGAGAAAUUGCGAGAAGUUGCUUGUCAGAUUUGCGGAAAACACAUAACUAUGCGACGAUGUAAUCUUCGACAUCAUGCUGCAGUAGUGCAUUCAGGCAUUGAGAGAUAUGCUUGUCCUUGUGGUUACGCGACUGUACAUCGAAAUACAAUCAUUCGACAUAUGUUGAAGCAUGCAGCCAUAGAUGGAGAGAAGCACUACGAAUUCACGGAUUUGCUAACCCCAGCGGAAGCAGAACGAAUUGAAAAACUCACUGAAGAAUGCUUCCGCGAAUAUAAAACGAUUCCACGCCAUAAUGAGGAACAGAAUGAUGAGCUGACGAGAACCUUGGAAUGUUUGGCUAGUGGCGCCAGUGGUGUUGUACAGACCGAGCAAGUUGUACACAAUGAAGAGAUGGAAGGUUCUCCGCAGUGA